This is a messenger RNA of Botrytis byssoidea, 600 nucleotides long. RefSeq lists its product as uncharacterized. The coding region runs from base 1 to 600 and encodes 199 amino acids. The transcript has a single exon. NCBI's taxonomy places the organism in Eukaryota, Fungi, Ascomycota, Leotiomycetes, Helotiales, Sclerotiniaceae. The record is from RefSeq and is a predicted model, not a curated record.
AUGUCCUACGAUCGUCCUCGCUCUCGCGGAUUCUUCGAACGCGAUCGUCACGGCCACGAACGCAUCAUUUUCCGCUCAAACUCAAACUCAAAUUCUCAUCGUCGCUCCACUUCCCAACCCCGCACCAUGGUUCAUGAAUUAGCAAGCGAUCUUGAAGAUCGCAAUGCUGAACUACAAGCUGUUGCAGAAUCACUCAAAACAGAAAUGGCAAUUGCAGAGAGUAGGAACUGGCAACUGAUUUCUGAUAAUAGUGCUUUACGAGAUAUCGUGCAGGUACUCAAGGGAGACAAAGAAAUUCUGAGAAGAGAGAGUGAAGAGAAGAGUAUAGAUAUCGAAUACCUUGAAGAAACAGUUGCGAAAUUGGAGGAGAGAGUUAGAUUGAUGAGAAGGGGUUUGACUGGGCGAGGAAUUCUGAGUGAAGGGGGGUUGAAAGAAAGACUUGAGGAUAAAGUUGGCGAGAUCGAGAGGUUGAGCGAGUUACUCAAAGUUAUGGAUGAUAAGCUUAGUGAGAGGAACCGGUGGUUGGCGGAGAAGGAUAAUAAGUUGGGUCAGUUGAAGAGGUGGAUUGUGAGUAAGGGAUUUCGUGUUGAGGGGGUUUGA